CACUGUCGGGACCUCUAGGAGUGAAAGCCAUCCGGAAGCUCGCGGCCGACGUCGCGUGCACGACAUUAUCGUCACUCUAUAUCGGAAUCCACCGGUAAUUCAUCGUUCAAAACUAUGACAUCGUGAUCUCUCGGACAAGGGAUAUCUGAAGAUAAAGAGAAAAAAGCGAGAGUCGUUCACAAAAGCCUCAUCGUUGCGCAUCACGUGUAUUAGCGUACUAAAUCUUACGGAUAACAAUUAUCCGAGAGCGACGCGCGAGCACAAAUUUUUCGUGCCGGUUAAUCUACCGUUAAUACAAAUAGUUGAUCAACUCUGAUACCAGUCUUGCUUCGUUUGGUACCGCGCGAAGUGCGGUUGAAUCCAGAGAAGUCGUGAAGUUCCCGCAAGAUACAAAGGUUGGCACGGGGUUAGCCGGCCUACAGUUCAUCAGCGGGUGUUUCUGUACAAAGUUCUCCAUCCGAUAACGAGACGUGACGAAUCCCGCUGGAUGCCCUAAGGGCUCGAGACGUCGCCUCCGGGCCAGCCGGUCACCGGUUCUGAUGCCGACACGUGCUGAGCGCGAUCGUUGAGGGUGCGGCGGUGCGCAGCGGAAGAGCAGAGCCACGAGGGCCCGCCGGAAGAGCUGAAGAAGAGGGAUCUCGGGCCGGGCGACUGCCUGGAGUUGUUGCCCAGUCCCGGCGAGGGGGCGGACAUCGGGCCCGGAUGCUCGCGAAAACAAGACGCCGGAAGCGCUGCCACGUUGGAAGGGAAAAUAUUGACGGCCGUCAACAAGUUCCUUACAACGUCCCCUUUGGUUAACAAGGUCAAGUUGCUAAUGACAAGACAGAGCAGCGGCGCGGUAGGAAACGGCGCGGAGGGACAUGAGAGCACCAGCCCUUUGGACUGCACCCCGCGGGCGUCGAUGACGAUGGCCGUGACAACGUCUGCGCUACCGAUACAGCCGAUCUACGUUUCCGCGGGAUCGUGCUCCGCUGCUGACGUCUCAACGAAUCUGCAACACCGGCGACUAUGGCAACUGCAGCAGGAACCGCAAGAAUUAUCCCUGACGUGGCCGACGGACACGGCCGCGUCCUCGUCGUCCAUCCUCGACGAGCCUGUCAGAACCCCGCUCUCCACGAACGUUCUCCUGUCCCUGCCGGCUUCACCGAAACGAUCGUCGGCGAGCCAUUCUUCGUCCAGCAAGACACCUAUAUCGAAAUCGCAGAUGAAAGAAUUCAGGGAGGCUUUCAGGCUGUUUGACAAGGACGGCGAUGGAACUAUCACAAAAGAAGAACUCGGCAGGGUUAUGCGUUCCUUGGGACAAUUUGCGAGAGCGGAGGAGUUGAGAACGAUGUUGCAGGAAAUCGACAUUGACGGUGAUGGAAACGUCAGCUUCGAGGAAUUCGUCGAGAUCGUUAGCAAUAUCGGCGGCGCGAGCACAGCAGCGCCCACAGAUCAACAUCAGGAAGAGCAAGAAUUGCGAGACGCCUUUCGGGUGUUUGACAAACAUAAUCGUGGGUAUAUCACUGCGUCGGAUCUUAGAGCGGUGCUGCAAUGUCUGGGAGAGGAUCUUUCCGAGGAAGAGAUCGAAGAUAUGAUUAAGGAAGUGGACGUGGAUGGAGACGGUCGAAUUGAUUUCUACGAAUUCGUUCACGCUCUCGGCGAGCCGGGAAUCGACGAAGACGAAGAAGAUGACGACGAGGAUCUGCAAUCUCCGCUCUUCUAAGAUCACGUUUAUUCUCACCUCUCUGUUAGAUAAGACAUACCGAUACGGGCAAAAGCGAUAUUCAAUCUCGCUUUCGCGAAGUAUACCUUCUCUCGCGUUUCGCAAUACGUACGAGUAUGCGAUUGACAAACGGAACGAGGCUCAAUUUCGACUUCGUAAAUUCCGUUUACGUUUCAUAUUAAUUCUCAUCCUUAUUCUCAGAUUUCGAAUCAAAUUUUAAUGCUGGAAUGCGAAGGUCUCGCUAAGCGCAUUGUGAAUAUAGAUUACAAAGAAAAAAAACUUAAAAAAUAAAAAAUCUGCACUGAGCUAUCGUUAUCUGCGUAUUCAUCGCGGGUACAGCACGAAUUUUCGAUGUAUACUAAACACAUACGUCAUACGCGAAUCGAAACCCCGUCGAUCGGGAGAUUUUCGAUAAAUCACGAGUUUCAUGACUCGAUGGCUCGUGACACUUGAUUUAAUUAACAGUCACCAGUCGUCCGCUGAUGAACGUACAAUAUGAGAACGUUUCGAACCAUAUCUAAUUCUAAAAAUUAUACCUGUAACCCUCUA
Molecule: messenger RNA, 2254 nt
Organism: Trachymyrmex cornetzi
Lineage: Eukaryota; Metazoa; Arthropoda; Insecta; Hymenoptera; Formicidae
Product: calmodulin
Exons: 7
Coding region: 815-1705 (296 amino acids)
Cellular component (GO): myosin II complex
Molecular function (GO): calcium ion binding
Source: RefSeq, a predicted model, not a curated record